AACACACCCGGAAGUAAACGGUUUACUACCGGAGGUGAUGAAUAAGGAAGUCAUUCGAAGAGAAGCGAAGGAAAUCACUGUUGUUUUUGUUCUGUAUGACGUUUUUCGGAUCUUCUUGUACAUUUUUGGAAAUUGUUUGACAUCGUAAAAGUUCUCGGGGCGCGGUGAUUUUGACGCGGCGCCGAGUCGCCAUGUUGUGGGGUCGUUUGUGUUGUUUUGACGCAAAGCCUGCUGGGAAAUAUGCUAAACUACUAAACCCGCACAACGUUGAUUGAACGACGUCAAAAUUAGUACAAACUGCACUGCACAUAAAGUCAUGUCAUUGUGCGAGCAGAGAGAGAGGAUCCAGCAGCAAGUGGAACUUUUAGAAAGACGUUUGUGUGUCAGCAACAGUGAACUACAACAAGUCAGCAGCGAUGACACAGAUGACGAAUCCAGUGUGGACACAGACCAGGAGGCAGAACAGUCAACUGCAGGUUUGCUGGCUGAGAGGCAAAAGAUCGAGAAGGAGAUCCAGAAUCUCGAGAACGUUCUGGGACCACACAGCUCCACCAUUGCGUCAGAUGAUGAUGACAGCAGCGGCAGCAGCAGUGAAAGUGAGCUGGGUCUGUCCAUCAACGUGGACUCGUGUCUUCAGAUGAACUUUGUGUACCAGCAGAUCCUUCAAGAGAAGCUCAAACAGCUGGAAACUCUGUUGUCACACAACCAGCGACAACAGAAGGAGGUACUGUCUCAGCUGUCUGGGCCAUUCAGAGAAGCAUCCAAAGAAGAGCCCGCCUCCUCGUCGUACCCAAAGCAGGCCCCCUUAUUCCUGGGUCACUUCUUGAAGCCGUACUUCAAAGACAAAGUCACCGGCCUGGGUCCUCCUGCCAAUUCGGACACAAAAGAGAGAAUGAUGAAGAUGAAGGGUUGCCUCGACAGCAGCAAGAUGAAAGUCAAACGAUGGGAGAGUUGGCAGAAGACGUUGCUGAUUGACUCAGUGUCCAGAGACAGUUUGAAGAGACUCAUCCAGCCCAAGCUGUCCAGAGUUGACUACUUGAGUCAGAAGUUAUCCUCAUCGGGCAAAUCAGAAGAUGAAAAGCGGCAGCUCAAAGUCCACAUCGAAAGUCUGGAGAAAGACAUUGAAUCCAUCAAAGUGAAAAAGGACGAGGAACUAUUUGGGGAUCAGUACGAGGACCAUGACUGGCACAAGAUCGCCAAGAUCGAUUUUGAAGGCGUUCGCGAGGCGGACGAUCUUCGUCUCUUCUGGCAGAACUUCCUGCAUCCCGCCGUCAACAAGAACCGCUGGAGCGCCGACGAGGUUCAACGUCUCAAGGAGGUCAGCAGCAGACACAAGGAGACCAACUGGGACCUCAUCGCUCGGGAGUUGGGGACGGGCCGCACUGCCUUCAUGUGCCUGCAGACGUUCCAGAGGUUCAUCUCAUCCUCUCUAAAGCGUGGUACCUGGACCUCCGCCGAGGACCAGAAGCUCUCGCAGUUGGUUGACAAUAUGCGGAUCGGGAACUUCAUACCGUACACGCAGAUCAGUUACUUCAUGGAGGGUCGAGACACGCCUCAGCUGAUAUACAGAUGGACUUCAGUUCUGGACCCCCAGCUGAAGAAAGGAUCCUGGUCCAAAGAGGAGGAUCAGCUGCUGCUUAAAGCAGUUGCACGCCAUGGCGAGAAGAUGUGGUGGAAAAUCCGCUUGGAGGUUCCAGGACGCACGGACGGUGCCUGCAGGGACCGAUAUUUGGACUGUCUGAAGGAAGGACUCAAGAAAGGACCUUUUGAUGACCAUGAGCACCAACUCCUCGUCCAGCUACUAGACAAACAUGGCGCUGGUCGCUGGGCAAAGAUCGCAGCGGAAAUUCCAAACCGUAAUGACGCUCAGUGUCUUCGAGAGUGGAAAAAAAUGAUGCGACAAGCAAAAAAGCCUGCAAAGAUUAAAAGAAGACCAAAGAUCUCCCAAGACAGCAAAACCAUUCAGGCGGUGAAAACCAAGAUGAGCUCAGGCAUCAGGAAGCGUCUGCAGAAAGUCAGAGAAGAAGAGGAGGAGGAGGAGGAUAGCAGCCAGGAAGAUAAGGAUGAGGACCAGAUUACGUAUAUGGACACUGAUGACGAGAAGCAAGAAGAUGAGGAAGAAGAGUCAGUGAAGGGGAAUAGUGAGGAAGAGGAUGAGGAGAAGGAGGAGGAGGAAGAGUAUUAUCUGGUCCCACCCAUGCACGAAUGGAUCCCACAUGAAGAAAGUCAAGAGUUCAGUUUCCCGACGGACCGGCUGGUGACGCUGGAUCCAGCGCCUAACUGCCACCUGUCAGGAACAGGGUCUGUCCGGUCCACGGUAGUGGCCAAAUUUGGCCGAUCGGUUGUGGUGGGACCACCGCCACGGGAGCUGAGCUGGGAGGAGCGCCACGUGAACGGUGCCAUGCUGAUGGUGUCACAGAAGGAGCUGCAUUCGCACCUGUGUCAUCAGGCUAACAAGUACAACAACCUCCAACAUCGCCCGAAGAAGGGCCACGUGACCGACACGGAGAUGAAUUACAUGCUACAGGCAGCUGUGUUACCCUGGGUGGGUAAUGUGCUCAUGCCCAGCCUAACCGUACCCACGCUGGCUGAUGCCCUCGGGCACAAGACGGCGUUGAGCUCCACCCCCGUCUUCAGGCUCCUCCUCCACGCCAUGAUGGUGGACUUUUCGGGCUGCAAGGAAGUCAUCCUCAGGCGGAGUCGAGAGAAGCGAACGUCACCCCUGCGGAGGCUUCGCUGUCCGCCCCGGCGGGACACCCCACUACCGCCCCCUCGGUCACCACCAAAGAAACCUGUCCGAAUGUCUCGCCAGGUGUCCACGCAGAAGCGCAAGUGCAAGCCCCCGGGCUUCAAGAACCCAAAGACUGUGGCAGCCAUGUUGCACUCCACCCGAGCCCGCAACUCAGACACGCAGCCGGUGAGGGCAUUGCAACAGGUUCACCUCCUCCCCCAAUCCGCCCCUUUAGUCUGCCUCCUGACCAUGCCCCCUUCGUUGACCAUGCCACCUCGUGCUCCACCUCCAGUCAAGCUCCAAUCACAGACAUCGCAACGCCUUCCAACCCUCCUCCCCCGCACACCUGGUCCCAUCUGCCUGCUGACCGCGCCCUCUCUUCCUGUGUGCUUUGUGUCCCCACCCCUGCCUGUGGGCCCCACCCACCUGCCCCCUCUAGCUCCACCCCCUCCUCGUUCAUCGGUGACACCCGCCUUGGGCCCAUCCACCUCCACGGUCACUAUCGACCAUGCCUACACCCUUCCCAUCCCCAAGCCAUCCCUCACGGGGAGGAAGCGCGCGCGGGAUGAUGAUCCCGGCAGCGAAACGCUCAGCACUGGAGGGAAACGAGUCAGAAAGUUGAGUCACAAAGCCCUCCAAUUGCAGGCUUCAGCCACUGAAAGGAAGAGACGAAGUUGGCGUAAAUCCAAACCCAAAGAGGGUGGAGCCAAACUGGUGACCCCGCCUCCCAGCAUACACACUCUGUCUUUGUUUGCUCAUCCCAAUGGGAGUGUCCAGCUCCCGCAAUCUCCCAAUUUUGUGUUAAGUGCUGCCAUCAGACCCCUCCCCUCCGCCAGUGGUCCCUCCCCCGUGCCUUUGGAGAGGGCUGGUCUUAACAUCGACCCCUCCCUUGUUUCCCCGGGGUCACCAGCAGUGGUCAGUGACUGGCUGAGCGGCUCGGGAGGCGUGGCCAUACCCCACCUUGGCAUUUCUCUUCCCUACUUGCCACCGUGCAGCAGCAGCCUCGGCGCACUUGCUGCAAUCUUUGCCAACAGAACUAGGCUUGCUAGCACCGCCGCUCAACUUCUCGACUGCUAUGCCCAGACGCAGGCCAUGCCCCCUGACGCCACCUCUGACCAAACAGAAAGUUCGCUGCGUGCUUUGGUGAAGGAUCAUUUGGGCUCAAAUCCGGCGUACCUGCUCUUGAAGGCUCGAUUCCUGUCCGUUUUUGCCCUCCCUGCCCUCCUGGCCACCAUGCGGCCUGGUGCCACAGUGACAUCUUCACCCACUUCACCGUGUGAUGACAAGAAAGUGAUGACGAAAGGAAAGACACAACAGAGCAACAUUCAUGGAAAGAUUGCAUGUGAUGUCUCAGGAGCUCCAGCCAAUCACUUCUCAGGAAUCAGUGCCAUUGGCCCCACCCUGCCACACCCCAGAGACACUGUCAGCAACCAAUAAGAAGCUUUGAAUACUUUUUUUAAUUUAAUUGAGUGUUUGUUUACAUGUGCACUAGAACGCAUAACAAAAGUUAGUUACGCACAUUUGAGUCUUUUUGCAAUUUGUUCAUUGGAGUUGAUUUGUUUAUUCAUCACAUUUUUUUAAACAAAGUUAGAUGUCAGCUUAAAGCAGUCUUUCCAUCAUCUGAUUGGGUCUAUCAGAUAGGAUAUUUUGUUAAUUUUUGUGAUCGGCAUCCGAUCAAUGACAUAAUUCAUCUGAUCCGCAAAUUGAGACAUUACAGCAAGUGUUUUGUGUUUCACAUAUAGGUUUAUCUGUGCCGGGCUGCCACAAAUAAAUUGUGGCUGCCACUGAUAAAUGUAUAAUUGUAAUAAUGUUUAAACAAACAGUUUUAAUGGCCUGUGAUUUUAAAAACAGGUAUUCAUCAUUUUGUGUACAUAUAAUAUGAGGCAAACACAUAUUUAUUUGGGUUCAGAGUCAUUAUGGCCCUCUGAAGGAAACCAAAACUAGUUUGACCCCCUGUCUUAUAUUUUGCUCCUUGUGCUAAUCAAUACAGGAGCUGCUCUUCUUUUUGGUACAGUAUUGCAAAUAAAGUGCCUAAAUGACUGAAGUGUCAAAA
Messenger RNA from Hippocampus comes (tiger tail seahorse), 4784 nucleotides. It is a transcript of the gene snapc4, whose product is annotated as small nuclear RNA activating complex, polypeptide 4. The transcript is spliced from 22 exons. The record is from RefSeq and is a predicted model, not a curated record. Bases 317 to 4168 code for a protein of 1283 amino acids. Gene Ontology annotation, cellular component: snRNA-activating protein complex. NCBI's taxonomy places the organism in Eukaryota, Metazoa, Chordata, Actinopteri, Syngnathiformes, Syngnathidae. Gene Ontology annotation, biological process: snRNA transcription by RNA polymerase II; snRNA transcription by RNA polymerase III. Gene Ontology annotation, molecular function: RNA polymerase III type 3 promoter sequence-specific DNA binding; RNA polymerase II cis-regulatory region sequence-specific DNA binding.